Messenger RNA from Strongylus vulgaris, 579 nucleotides. Lineage: Eukaryota; Metazoa; Nematoda; Chromadorea; Rhabditida; Strongylidae. The record is from the annotation of a GenBank genome assembly.
AUGAUUACCUUAGCAGUUGCCGUUCUCACCUCUGCGCAUUUCGUAGCUGCACAACUCGAAAUCUGCCUUAAUGGAGGAACUGGCCCAUGUUUGAAUGGAGCUUGCCCAGUUCCAAAUCAAAGAUGUAUCAAUACUACCACCGGAGAGACUUGCUGCGAACUUAGUCAGAUCGCCUCAUCGACAACCACCGCAUUGACUACAAUCUCUUCAAACUCUACUUCUGCUGCUACUACUGCUGCACCCAUGAGUAGUACGAAUACCGCCAUUACUCCAACUACUAUCGGAGGAGUGCCAUGCAUUGACCGCGUCAAUCCUAAAACAGGAAAAUCUGAUUGUUCGAGCAUGGCGCAUCUUUGUGGCAACGGAAAAUACUACUUAGUCAUGCAUGAGCAAUGUCCACAAACAUGUGGACGUUGCGAUUCUAAUGGAAGAGUCAUCCCACCUCCCCCAGUAAUACCAGGAGAUUGCGCCGAUUUCUCGACAGAAGAAUGUCUUCGUCUGGCAACGUACUGUUACAAUCCCGUCUACAAAGAUCUUAUGAAACAACAAUGUCGUAAAUCCUGUGGAUAUUGCUACUAA